This is a messenger RNA of Dendrobium catenatum, 2356 nucleotides long. Its product is annotated as nuclear cap-binding protein subunit 1. The record is from RefSeq and is a predicted model, not a curated record. The transcript has 13 exons. Lineage: Eukaryota; Viridiplantae; Streptophyta; Magnoliopsida; Asparagales; Orchidaceae. Gene Ontology annotation, molecular function: RNA cap binding; mRNA binding. Gene Ontology annotation, cellular component: nucleus; nuclear cap binding complex. Bases 1 to 2103 code for a protein of 700 amino acids. Gene Ontology annotation, biological process: mRNA export from nucleus; nuclear-transcribed mRNA catabolic process, nonsense-mediated decay.
AUGCAAGGAUCGUGCGAGAUCGUGCGUGAGGCGACAUCGACGUGCGAGAGGCGUGCGACGUGGCCUUGGCAGGUAGCAGCACAGGAUACCGUUUAUUCUUGUAUAGGUGGCAACCAAGUUUGCAAUAACAUGGCAUAUCUAACAGCACAUGAAUCCUUAAGAAGGUUUGUGCAUUAUGAAAAUCCUUGGAUCGUAACUGAAAAUGAUGCAAUGUUUUUCUCAUCAGUUCCAAGACCGUACCUGCAAUUUGAAGCACAGCUGGUAGCUGGGAAAUCUUAUACCCUUUCACCUAUCAAUUGCCCUCAUCAAUCUGCAGUUUCACAAAUGCGUUCUACCAUUUCUAUUGAAAGGGAGAAACAUGAAGCUGAGCUUAAGUAUCCUAGAAGGCUGCAGAGAUUAAAUAUAUUUCCCUCCAAUAAAGUUGAGGAUAUGCAGCCUAUUGAUCGUUUUGUUGUUGAAGAAUAUGUGCUUGAUGUGCUUCUUUUCUUCAAUGGCUGCCGCAAGGAAUGUGCAACUUAUUUGGUUGGACUGCCUGUACCCUUUCGCUAUGAGUAUCUGAUGGCUGAGACAAUUUUUUCACAGCUACUUUUGCUUCCCCAAGCUCCGUUUAAAUCAAUGUAUUAUACAUUGGUGAUCAUUGACCUUUGCAAGGCACUUCCCGGAGCAUUCCCUGCUGUUGUUGCUGGAGCCGUACGUGCUUUGUUUGAGAAAAUUGCUGAUUUAGAUAUGGAGUGCCGAACAAGGCUGAUUCUAUGGUUUUCUCACCAUUUAGCAAACUUUCAGUAUAUAUGGCCAUGGGAAGAAUGGGCAUAUGUGAAGUACCUCCCUAAGUGGGCCCCCCAACGAGUUUUUGUUCAAGAAAUAUUGCAAAGGGAAAUUCGUUUAUGUUAUUGGGAUAAGAUUAAACAGAGCAUUGAAAAUGCCCCUGCGCUGGAGGAGCUUCUUCCCCCAAAAGGUGGACCUUGCUUCAUAUAUAGUAUUGAUAAUGAUCAAGAAGGAGGGAAGGGCCAUAAACUCUCCGCAGAGCUGAAGAGCAUGGUUAGGUCACGGAAGACUACUCGUGAAAUUAUUUUAUGGAUGGAGGAAAAUUUGAUUCCAGUACAUGGAAACAAAUUUGCUGCUGAAGUUGUCAUUCAGACUCUAUUGGACAUUGGUUCAAAAAGCUUCACUCAUUUAAUAACUGUGCUGGAGAGAUAUGGGCUAGUUUUUGCCAAACUCAGCACUAAUGUGGACAUGCAAGUUCUUGUGAUUAAUGAAGUUACCUCUUACUGGAAGAACAAUACCCAGAUGAUUGCAAUAGCCAUUGAUCGAAUGAUGGGCUACCGACUCAUUUCAAAUUUGGCUAUCGUCAGUUGGGUCUUCUCUGAAGCUAAUGUUAAUCAGUUCCAUCUUUCAGAUCGCCCAUGGGAGAUACUUCGGAAUGCAAUCAACAAGACAUAUAAUCGAAUAUCUGAUCUAAGAAAGGAAAUCCGAUCCCUUGAAAACGAAAUUUUACUAGCUGUGGAAACUUCAAUGAAGGCUCAGAAAGAGUAUGAAGCCGCUGAAUUAAAACUAGAAAUUGUUGAUGGACAACCCGUGCAGGCUGAAAAACCGGGAAGAUUAAAGCGACUGAAGGGAUAUGCUGAUCGGGCAAAAUAUGAAGAGAAUUCCAUAAGGGAAUCUCUAGAAGCAAAGGAGGCUCUUCUUAUUCGAGCUCUUGAAGAAAAUAAGGAACUAUUUAUCUCGCUAUAUAAGAGCUUUAAAUUUGCACUCACGGAACGUUUGCCUUCCUUCUCUCCUGAUGGAAAACUGCCCAACUUAAGAUAUGGUCAGAUUGACUUCAUGACCGUUGAUCUUGAAAAACCACCAAAAAUGGAUGUUGAUCACGAAAAUGGAAAUAAUAGCAUUGUCUCUGAUGGUGAAAGAGCAGCUAAUGCCUAUAACAUCGGGGAGUUAGAGCAGUGGUGUCUAACAACAUUGGGCCAUGUGAAGGCUAUUUCCAGGCAAUAUUCAACAGAGAUCUGGCCCCAUGUGGAGGUCUUGGAUGCAGAAGUUUUCAAUAAAGAAAUUCAUCCGCUGUUCAGGAAAGCAGUAUAUGAUGGUUUAGGCCGAUCAAUCACUUAGCCAGCCAUGAUUAAGUUUGAGAAAUUCUUCCGAUGUUCAGGAAAGCAGUAUUUUGUUCAAUUUUCAGAAGGCAAAUACCUUAAUUUUUAUGUUGUAUUACAUUAGGCAUCUUGGUAGUCCUUUUCUACAACUUGUUACUCGAUUCUGUGAGCUAAUGUAUUUUAAAAUUUGGAAUUCCCAAUCAGUUAAUUGCCAAUGUUAAUCUAUAUCAUCAUUACCAUUUUUAGCUUUGGGAUCAACAAUAUUGCUCUUA